AUGCGGCAUCUGCUGCUCACCCUCUUGCUCCUUCACGCCUGCCCCUCUGGAGGAGCCGGCGACCUCCGUGAGGACCUGAUGUUGCUGAAGACCGGGCUUGCGCUCCGCCUCUACCACAGCUUGACUGCGGGCUGCAACCGAACCAACCUGGUGGUUUCCCCGGCCGGCGCGCUCAUCCCUCUGGAGAUCCUGCAGUUUGGAGCCCAGGGGAACACUGGCCGGCAGCUGGCUGAGGCCCUGGGGUACACCGUCCAAGACCCGAGGGUGAGAGAGCAGUUACGCGCUGUCUAUGCCACGCUGCCCAACGCCAGCCCAGGCGCCAAGCUGGAGCUGGCCUGCACGCUCUAUGUGCAAGUGGGAACGCCGCUGGCCCCCUGCUUCGUGGAGCAGGUCUCCCAGUGGGCCAACAGCAGCUUGGAGCCAGCCAACCUCAGGGAGCCCAAUGGUACCACCAUGCUGACCAACGGAUGGGCCUCCAGGCAGCCCACAGUGUACCAAAUGGCCGAGGUCAACUACGGCCAGGUCCAGGACCCUGUGGGCCAUCAGGUGCGGGUGCUGGAGCUGCCUUACCUGGAAAAUGUGGCCAGUCUGCUCCUGGUGCUGCCACAUGACAAAGACACCCCACUGAGCCACAUUGAGCCUCACCUCACAGCCAGCACCAUCCACGUCUGGACCGCCAGCCUGAAGAGAGCCAGGAUGGACGUGUUCCUGCCCAGGUUUAGGAUCCAAAAUCAUUUCAACUUAAGACAUAUUUUAUAUUCUUGGGGCAUCACCGAUCUUUUUGAUCCACUCAAGGCCAACUUGAAAGGAAUUUCAGGCCAAGAUGGCUUUUAUGUUUCCGAAGCGAUCCACAAAGCCAAGAUCGAGGUUUCAGAGGAAGGCGCCAAGGCAGCUGCGGCUACAGCUCUGUUGUUACUGAAAAGGUCUCGGAUUCCUGUUUUUAAAGCAGAUCGGCCAUUCAUCUUUUUCCUGAGAGAACCCAACACAGGGUUUGUCUUCAGUAUUGGGAGAGUUUCAAGUCCCCUAAACUAAAUGAACAGAUCACAAGCAUGUACUCCACCCUCAUCUACGCUUUUCUUCAUAAAAAGUUACAAUUUCAUUUGCUAUACCCUUG
Vicugna pacos (alpaca) is the source of this 1114-nucleotide messenger RNA. NCBI's taxonomy places the organism in Eukaryota, Metazoa, Chordata, Mammalia, Artiodactyla, Camelidae. The record is from RefSeq and is a predicted model, not a curated record.